UGGCUUAGCGUACGUUACGUAUGACGUCAGAACGUCAGCUGGCCGAAUGUUUACAUUCAGCAGUGUGUUUCUGGAUGCUGGAUCCUCUACCACAUAAAGCUGGACAGAAAGGAAAACUCCCACUAAACAAAGAACAGCAUCAAUCACUUUCACAGUCACGAUGGGUGGAGCUGUGAGCGCUGGUGAGGACAAUGACGACUUGAUUGACAACCUGAAGGAGGCUUAUUACAUCCGCUCAGACCUGGUGGAGCGGGCUUUUCGAGCUAUUGAUCGGGCCGACUAUUAUCUAGAUGAAUAUCGGGACAACGCUUAUAAGGACUUGGCAUGGCGCCAUGGAAACAUCCACCUAUCUGCUCCUUGUAUAUAUUCUGAGGUUAUGGAGGCUUUGGAUCUCCAUCCUGGUCUCUCGUUCCUAAACCUUGGAAGUGGGACUGGCUACCUCAGCACCAUGGUGGGGCUCAUAUUGGGACCAUUUGGGGUGAAUCACGGGAUAGAGUUACACACAGAUGUGAUUGAGUAUGCCUACCAGAAGCUUGACUCCUUCAUCAAAACCAGUGACAGCUUUGACAAAUUUGAGUUCUGUGAGCCAUCCUUUGUUGCGGGAAAUUGCCUGGAGAUUCCUCCAGAGAGCCGUCUGUAUGACAGGGUGUACUGUGGGGCCGGGGUGCAGAAGGAGCAUGAGGAUUAUAUGAAGAACCUUCUCAAAAUGGGAGGCAUCCUGGUGAUGCCUCUUGAGGAAAAGUUGACAAAGAUCACACGUACAGGACCGAACAGCUGGGAGACAAAAAAGAUCAUCUCUGUGUCCUUUGCACCUCUGGUGCUUCCUAAACACAACACAAAUGGCAAACCUAAGACCACCCCUCUGCCCAAAUUCGAGGUUAGGACAUUGCAGGAGCUAACUCGUAUCUGCAUCCGCCACACGCUCAGGGUGACCACGAAUGGGACGGACACGCAGUCACGUGGCCGAGGUUCCUCCUUCAGUGUGGGUCGGGGUCUUGCUGUCGCUGGGCUCCAUAAGUACGGCCCUCGCUUCAAACGGCGGCGUGUCCACCGCCGCCACUGCAACACCCUUGUCCUCGCCACCCGUCAGGUGGUGACGAGUGGCGGCAUCAGCACUUCUGCUCCUCUGGACAGCAACAACAACCAGGGAGCAAGAGCAGCGGCAGUGGAGGAGGAGGAGGUUGCAGAAGUGGGCGAGAGGGAGACGAGACACCAGAUGAGAGGGAGCAGGAAAAUGGAAAGAGCAGCAGGAGGGAUGAUCGAAGAGGAAACUGUAGAGGAAGAGGAUGAAGAGGAGGAGCAGGAGGAGGAGGAGGAGAAGGAGACCGGGGAGCUGCUGCGACCGCAGCCGAAUGUGAACAUCCUGAGGGAGAGGGUACUGUGUCUGCCACUGCCGGAGCCUCUGAAGAUGUACCUGCUGUACUACAGAGAGAAAUGAGUGGUGCGGAUCUACAUUCUGAAUCAGAGCUGAAACCAACAACCUGCCGAGGCUGAAGCCUCUGUUUCGACCCCACCACCC
Thalassophryne amazonica is the source of this 1519-nucleotide messenger RNA. RefSeq names its product protein-L-isoaspartate O-methyltransferase domain-containing protein 2. The transcript has 7 exons. NCBI's taxonomy places the organism in Eukaryota, Metazoa, Chordata, Actinopteri, Batrachoidiformes, Batrachoididae. The coding region runs from base 161 to 1438 and encodes 425 amino acids. Gene Ontology annotation, cellular component: cytoplasm. Gene Ontology annotation, molecular function: protein-L-isoaspartate (D-aspartate) O-methyltransferase activity. The record is from RefSeq and is a predicted model, not a curated record. Gene Ontology annotation, biological process: protein modification process.